Messenger RNA from Parnassius apollo (apollo), 642 nucleotides. NCBI's taxonomy places the organism in Eukaryota, Metazoa, Arthropoda, Insecta, Lepidoptera, Papilionidae. The record is from the annotation of a GenBank genome assembly.
AUGCCGAAACCUCAAUAUUCCCAAAAAUUUAGGGAUUCUUGGCUUCAAGAUCCCGAUUUAAAAGAAUGGCUUCAAGCAGUUGAAAGUACCACUGGCCAAGUAGCAAAAUGCAAGUUUUGUGGAACGAUAUUAAGAAGUCACUACGGAGAUUUAAAAACACAUACUCUUUCGAAAAAGCACCAACAAAAUAGAAGAGUUAAUAAAAUGUUUGAGUCAAAAAAUACGGACCACACCUUAUUGUGCGGUGAAUUAACAAACUUGAUUGAUACGCUUGUCACCGAAGUAACGUUGCCUACACAUAAGAUAGAUAUCUUUACUCAAAAUAUUCGUGACUAUUUGGACCAAAGAUGCUACCUGGGAUUCCGAUUCGAAAAACAGAUUCAAGAAAUGAAAGAGAAAGGUUUUCCACGGGAAGAGGAAGAAGUGUUGCGGAAUAGGUGCAUACAGUUUAUAGUUUGUCUGAUUGACGAAAUAAAAAACAGAUUGCUGGAAAAUACUACUCUCAUGAAACAAUUAUCCCGUAUAAUUGUCGAAAAAGCCCUGCAUCACAACAAAGAAAAUCUGGUUGAUAUAAUGGCUCGGUUCGUAUCAAGUACAGAAUUAAUUGCAAAAAUUGACGAUCAAUGGCAGCAAAUUCACUGA